UCAAAACUGAUACUCGAUCAUUGUGAAUCGCCAAAGAAGAAGCCGUUAGCGCAGUCGAGCUCUUCACAAGAGUUCAUCAAAAAUCUAUCACGAUAUAACAGUUACCCGUAUUAUUUAAAGGAUUUGCUCUUGACAACAGCUGGUCGGAAUGGCAUCAGACUGGAUUGGCAGUCUUGUUUCAGUCCACUGUGGAGCAACACUAGGAGUGUAUCAAGGAGAAGUAUCUUCAGUAGAUCAGACCAGCCAGACCAUCUCUCUCAGACAUCCCUUCCACAAUGGAGUCAAGUGCACUGUUCCUGAGGUCACUUUCAGUGCCAUGGACAUUAAAGAUCUCAAAAUCCUUGAGAUCCGUAAGAGCUUCGCUGAAGUCCCGAAGCAGAAUGGUCCAGACUCCAAUUCCACAUUGACGCCGCAUAGCGGACGCAAGGACAAGGGUGGUGGUGCCCUAGUCAACAGCGCUCCGGUGACGGUACCUAAUAAAACUGAACCCAAAUUGCAGGAAGGAGGGGUGUCUCCGGUGCCACACUACUCCAAGAGUUACGGUGAACGUCACAUGGACAUGGCUGGCCAAAGUAAAGGCUUUAGACGAAGACACAACUCCUGGUCAUCUAGUUGCAAAGGUCCAAAUCAGGCCACACCGAAAAAGAACGGCCUGAAGAACGGAGGUCAUAUGAAAAACAAAGACGAUGAAUGUUUUGGAGACGGUAUAGACGAUGUUCUCGAUGAGGACUUUGAUUUUGAGGGGAACCUGGCGCUGUUCGACAAGGCUGCGGUGUUCUCGCAGAUCGAUUCGUCAGAACGGCGAGGCAAUGGUGCGAGAUCUCGAGGGACACCUGGAGAGCAAACACCAUCACGAUACCGGCAUGACGAGAACAUCCUGGAGGCCAAACCUGUCGUCUACAGACAGAUCACAGUUCCACAGAAUGGAACGAAAGAGUAUAGCACUGACUCAGGGCUGGUGGUACCCAGCAUCUCUUUCGAGUUGCACAAGCGUUUGUUAGCUGCAGCAGAAAGUCACGGUCUCUCUCUGGAGCGCAGGCUUGAGAUGACGGGCGUUUGUGCGAGUCAGAUGGCCCUCACGUUACUUGGAGGCCCGAACAGACUUACUCCAAAGAAUGUGCAUCAACGGCCAACAGUGUCCCUGCUGUGUGGACCACAUGUCCAGGGCGCUCAGGGCAUCAGCUGUGGCCGUCACUUGGCCAACCAUGAAGUGGAGGUCAUCCUUUUCCUGCCAAAUUUUGUCAAGAUGUUGGAGGCCAUCACCAGUGAGCUUGCACUUUUCGGGAAGACGGGAGGCAAACUGGUUUCUAAUGUGAAAGACUUGCCUGAGACGCCAGUUGACCUGGUCAUUAACUGCCUGGACUCGCACGAAAACGGAUUCUUGAGGGACCAGCCCUGGUACAAGGCCGCCGCCGACUGGGCCAACCAGAACAGAGCCCCCGUCCUGAGCAUCGACCCUCCAGUAAGUGGACAGGCACAUGCCGUAGAAGCCAAAUGGUCACUUUUUCUGGGCCUCCCACUUCCUCUGUCCGAGGGCGCCGGCCGAGUCUACCUAUGUGACAUCGGCAUUCCCCGACAGGUAUUCCAAGAAGUGGGGAUCAAAUACCACUCCCCCUUUGGAUGUAAAUUCGUCAUCCCGCUGCACUCCGAAUAAGCCAUUGGCCUUCACGGUCAAGGCUCACUGAACCUGCCUUAAAGAUUUUAAGAAUGAACAGAUGUCGGUUUGAAUGUUGCAGCAGAACUGGAACUUCUCAGUCUCUUUUUUUCUCAAAUUCUUCUCUACUUCUGUGAUGAUUCCCAUCAAAGGGAAGUGAUGGAAAACGAUACCAGCUCUUAUGACAAACCUGAUAUGCUAAAAGUGGAACCAAUAUCAGUAUACUCACCACCGUCUGCUUCAUAUUCUUACAAUAAUCUUCCACACGGCCGCUUUAAUAUGCAAGGCGGAUCUUUUUAGAUGAAACAACUUUCAUAACCCAUUAAUAAAUUAUGCAGAUAUUCCACAAAAAA
Molecule: messenger RNA, 2007 nt
Organism: Rhinichthys klamathensis goyatoka
Lineage: Eukaryota; Metazoa; Chordata; Actinopteri; Cypriniformes; Leuciscidae
Gene: edc3
Product: enhancer of mRNA decapping 3 homolog (S. cerevisiae)
Exons: 7
Coding region: 149-1654 (501 amino acids)
Biological process (GO): deadenylation-independent decapping of nuclear-transcribed mRNA; P-body assembly
Cellular component (GO): P-body
Molecular function (GO): mRNA binding
Source: RefSeq, a predicted model, not a curated record